Molecule: messenger RNA, 2211 nt
Organism: Gadus chalcogrammus (walleye pollock)
Lineage: Eukaryota; Metazoa; Chordata; Actinopteri; Gadiformes; Gadidae
Gene: sv2ca
Product: synaptic vesicle glycoprotein 2Ca
Exons: 12
Coding region: 1-2211 (736 amino acids)
Biological process (GO): transmembrane transport; chemical synaptic transmission
Cellular component (GO): membrane
Molecular function (GO): transmembrane transporter activity
Source: RefSeq, a predicted model, not a curated record
AUGGACGACACUUACGAUAACAGGACUUCUCUGGCCAAGGGGGCCAAGGGCAUAGUGAAGGAGGCCAAACGGCACGCCGCCAAGAAGGUGGGCAAGGUGGUGGACCGCGCCACGGACGAGUACUCGUCCCACCGCAAUUACACGCGCUUCCAGGACGACGAGGAGGACGAGGGCGAAGAGUUCUACCGCGGCGACGCCGGCAACGGCGCCAAGGAUGGCGGGGGUUCCCGUGACAACGACGAGGGCUCGAGCGACGCCACGGAGGGCCACGACGACGAGGACGAGAUCUACGAGGGGGAGUACCAGGGCAUCCCCUCCAACGGGAAGCCCGGCGGGGGGAAGGUGGCGCUGGGGCAGCCGCUGUCGGACGCCGGCCGGGACAGGAAGGAGCUGGAGCAGGAGCGGCAGGCGGACGAGGAGGAGCUGGCCCAGCAGUACGAGCUCAUCAUCCAGGAGUGCGGCCACGGGAGGUUCCAGUGGCAGCUCUUCCUGGUGCUGGGGCUGGCGCUGAUGUCGGACGGCGUGGAGGUGUUCGUGGUGGGCUUCGUGCUGCCCAGCGCCGAGACGGACAUGUGCGUGCCCAACUCCAGCUCUGGAUGGCUAGGCAGCAUUGUGUACUUGGGGAUGAUGGUCGGUGCGUUUUUCUGGGGGGGGAUGUCAGACAAAGUGGGCCGGCGGCAGUGUCUACUCAUCUGCAUGUCCACCAAUGGCUUCUUUGCCUUCCUGUCGUCUUUUGUCCAGGGAUAUGGGGUCUUCCUGCUCUGCCGGGUCUUUGCAGGCUUCGGGAUAGGGGGCGCUGUGCCCAUCGUUUUCUCAAUGUUUGCGGAGGUGCUUUCCAGGGAGAAGAGGGGAGAGCACCUCAGCUGGCUGUGCAUGUUCUGGAUGAUCGGAGAGAUCUACGCGUCAGCCAUGGCGUGGGCCAUCAUACCCCACUACGGCUGGAGUUUCAGCAUGGGCUCAGCCUACCAGUUCCACAGUUGGAGGGUGUUUGUGGUGGUGUGUGCCCUGCCCUGCGUCUGUGCCGUGGUGGCCCUCACCUUUAUGCCUGAGAGCCCCAGGUUCUAUCUAGAGGUGGGGAAGCAUGACGAGGCCUGGAUGAUCCUCAAGCAGAUCCACGACACCAACAUGCGGGCGCGGGGGCUGCCGGAGAAAGUCUUCACCGUGAACAGAAUAAAGAUCCCCAAGCAACUGGAUGAACUGGUGGAAAUGGAAUCGGAAUCUGGCAACCCGGUCUCCAAAGCAUUCUUCAGAAUCAAAGCGGAGAUAUAUGGGAUCUAUGUGAAUCUGAAAAAGUGUUUCAACUACCCCAUGCGGGACAAUAUGAUUCGCCUUGCCAUCGUGUGGUUUACGUUGUCGUUUGGGUACUAUGGGCUGUCAGUGUGGUUCCCUGAUGUCAUCAAGCACCUCCAGGCGGAUGAUUACGCCUCCAAGGUGAAGAGCCACAGCAACGAACGCAUUGAGGACAUUACCUUCAACUUCACCCUGGAGAACCAGAUUCACACCAACAGCGUCUUCGUCAACGACAGAUUCAUCGGCAUGAAGUUGAGGUCGGUCACCUUUGUGGACUCCACCUUCCGCUCCUGCUACUUCGAAGAUGUCACAUCGGUGGGCUCCAUCUUCCGCAACUGCACCAUUAUCGGAUCUCAAUUCUUCAAUACAGACAUCGAUGACUCCAAGUUGAUCGAUGGCACCGAGGUGAUCAACAGCACUUUCGUGCACAACAAGACGGGCUGCCAGAUGACGUUUGAUGAUGACUACAGCGCCUACUGGGUCUACUUCAUCAACUUCCUGGGGACCCUGGCUGUACUGCCGGGAAACAUCGUGUCUGCUCUCCUCAUGGACAAGAUCGGCCGCUUAUCCAUGCUGGGUGGCUCCAUGGUUCUGUCGGGCAUCAGCUGUUUCUUCCUGUGGUUUGGCACCAGCGAGUCCAUGAUGAUAUUCAUGCUGUGCCUGUACAACGGCCUGAGCAUCUCAGCGUGGAACUCCCUGGACGUGGUCACCACAGAAUCCUUCCCCACAAGCAGGAGGGGGACAGGGUUUGGCUUCUGCAACGCCCUGUGUAAGCUGGCGGCCGUGAUGGGGAACCUGAUAUUCGGCUCCCUGGUGGGCAUCACCAAGGCCAUCCCCAUCCUCAUGGCCUCGUCCGUCCUGGUGGGCGGCGGCCUGGUGGCCCUCCGGCUCCCAGACACCCGGGCAAAUGUACUCAUGUAA